CUGUUCCAUGUCAUCCUUUAGAUUCAAUUGGUGGAAUUCCUGGAUCUGUUAGAGAAUUAUUUUAUUAUUAUUUAUUCAAUUUAUACACCGCCUUAUACCCAGAGGUCUCAGGGCGGUUCAUAAACAAGACCACAUAUAAAAUAAAACCAAAAACAAUACCCCCCCCCAAAAAAGAACCACAUUCUAAAAGGGUGUUGGAUGUCAAUAAGAUCAACCAAAGGCCUGGUUUAAAAGGAACGCUUUUUGCCUGGGGCCUAAAGGUGUAUAAUGAAGGAGAACUGUGCCUUUGGUUAGAGCAGGCGUUGGCAACGUUUUAUGGCCCUGGGCCGGAGGAUUCCCACGGACUAUCAUCCGUGGGCUGACAUGCGCAGAAGCUAUUUCUGGCGCCGUGCUGCUCAUGUCCAGGCAGCCGGAAAUGGCUUCUGCGCAUGUCCACAGCGCCGGAAAUCGCUUCUGCGUCUGCGCAGACGCAAUUUCUAGCGUCUGCGCAGGCACCAUUUAUGGCGCCGCUCGGCAAGUCCCCGAGCAACGCUGCACUGGUUUAGCGCGGGGGGGGGGCUUGCCGAGCGGGUGGCUUGUGGGCUGGAUAAAUAGCCUUUGUGGGCCGUAUCUGGCCCAUGGGCCGGAGGUUGCCGAUGUAUGGGUUAGAGUCAUUGUGAUUUUCUUUAUAUCCUGAUUGCCAGCUAUCAACAUGCCUUCAUUGUGGAUUAGGCAAUGAUGGGCAAAAGCUUGUGCUUAAUCCCACACGAUGCGAAGGUUGAGUUGCAAGCACUUGCCCCCCCCCCCCAAGCAGUUACUAGUGCGUUUUUGUCCAUCCGGGUGUUUGUUAGAUUGUAUGAUCAUUGUUGCUCUUUUUUACCAUGUGAGCCUUUUCCCAAGGGAUUGUGGAACAGCCUCAUUACUCUGCUGCUGGAAGAGCAGCACUGGUUGCUGGUUUGAUACUAGACCAGGUUUGUGUUAAUUCACAAAGCCCUAAAUAACUUGGGCCUGAAGUAUGUUACAGACUGUCUGAUUUCUUACGUUCCACCUUGAUCGCUGAGAUCCUCUGAUGGCUCUUCACAUGGCCCCUGAGAUUUGGUUGGCUGUCACUAGAGACCAGGCCCCACCCUGUGGAACUCCCUGCCAGUAGAGGUUCAGCAGGAACCACCUCUCUUCAUUCAGACAUCUUUUGAAAACUAUAUUGUUUAGACAGGCUUUUGUAACAUGAGUUUUCUUCAUUAAUCAGUAUUUAUUGAUUUUCAUCUGUAAAUGAUGUACUGUGCCUUGAAAUAGUUCUGCAAAAAUAUGAAUUCUAAAUAUGUAAAUAAAUAAAUUUAUCUCCCCUCCCUCCUGAGUAUAAAGUGUGUUACCAAGGCAAGAGCAAACAAAGUUGUUGUUGUUGUUGUUGUUGUUAUUAUCCUUUAUAUACUGCCCUUCAUCAAAAGAUCUCAUGGCGGUUCAGGUAGAGAUCUGAGCCCGUACAUUUAUCCAUGUGCAUUUUAUAGUUGAGUUAAAACUACUUAUAUACUACAGACAGAGGGAGGAAUUCAACACUGUACUAUUACCUACAAUUGUUCAGUCAGCACAAGCUUUUCAUCUUGUGGGAGGACAGGGUGGGGAGUCCCAUUUCACUAGCAGAACUUGUUUCACUGGCUUCUGCUAGUGCAUCUGAUUAGUUGAAUCUGGCCCAUAGUAUGUUUGGUACACUCUGACGCUGUGGUUUGGGCUGAGACUCAGUUAUAAGACCUUUCAGAAAAUGUUCAGGGUACAAUCCUUCAUUUUGCAACACCUUUAACUGAGACAGGAACCUAAAUACAGGAAUGAAAAUGUAGACUAAAUUAGAUAUACCUAUAGUCUCCAGCUGUAUUUAAUAAGGUAGAGAGUUAUUUGCAGAUUAGAUAAAUAAUUUUAUUUGUACUUCAGAAGUAAAGUGCCCCAAGCUGGCUAUACCCUGUUACUGGUUUUUUUUUUGUCUGAAAUAGCUUAUCUCCCACCUGGAGUUUGAAUGUUUUGUGAUAAUUCCAUUCUGUUUUCUUUCGAUACGUCAUUUCCUCUCCACAUGUCACCGGCAUUGCUAUGGAAUCACUGCAUGUCUACAGAAGGUAAAUUACUUUCUAAAUAAGGAUGGGGCCUCUGCAAAAAAAAUGUCCUCAGGAGUUUAAAAUGUUUCCUCCUGGAUUUCAUUUCAUUUUAAUUUUUUUGCCAUCCUGGCACAGAUCACAACUAACUGCACUAUUAAUUCAUUAGAAGUGAUAACAAGUUGUGCUUCUUUAUCAGCAUAAAUAAUCUUACUGGCUCUUUAUUUUGAUGGUGUGACAUCUUUUCAAAAUGCUUUUUUCAGCUAAAGAUCUCUGCUUUCUAUGUUUUGUAUUUUCUGUGAAUGCUUGUCUGUAAAAGGGGGCCCAAAGAAGAACAUUUCAUCCAUUGUUACCAUGUUCAUGAAGCCAAGGCAGUUUUGUGUUGGGAUCCAGCAUAGCUAAACAUCAUUAUGUCUUAUCAUUCUUUCCCAACAUUUGAUAUUCCUAAAGAGGCAAACACAUAUCUGCACCUCCUUCUUGCCUUUGGCAUUGUGAAAUAAAAGAUCUUGUUAUAACACAGUUUAGUUUAGUUUAGUUAUUUAGACAUACACCGCCUUUUCCCCUGAUGGUACUCAAGGCAGUUUAGAUUCUGCUUGUCUCCACCUGCAGCUGUGUCUGCAGUGAUGCGAAAGCAUGUGGAAUAGAAGGUGUGCCUUGGCUUUUCAGUUAGGAGCCCAGCAUGUAGGCAUAGCCAGUGCCGCCUUCAAGGAGAAGCCCAAACCACACAAUUGCAAAGUUUGGAUGCUUCUCCCACUGGAAACUGAAGGAUCUCUCUUAUUCCCAACAACAGCCAGGGAAAUAUACUGGGGAGGAGCCAGGCGGCUUGUGCGUGAAAAAUAUGUCCGCCCUUCACCACCUCCUGUUUAAAACAAUAUUUUAGAAUCCUUACUGUAAAAUUUCUUGACUGGACAAUAUAAAAUUAUUUGGCCAGAAUUUAACUUGAGAUUGCAUAGCACACCUUUAUGUUUCACAAAAUAAAAUUGGUUUGGUAGUGAUUAUUCUGAUCAGGGAGACUGAUGAAAACAAUAUGUUCUUUAUGCCGUGCAGACAGACUGGAAGUGUCUUUUCAACACUGGGGUGUCCUGCCUUGCUGUGCUGGGUUGGGGUGGCUGAGGUAGCAGAGUUUCCAUAACUUUCCUGUUAAUUAUAAAGCAUUGUGUGUCUGAGCUGCCAUUUCCAAUGAUGCAUUUUCCCUUCCUUCCUUCCUUCAGUGGCACAUCCCCACUGGCCUGCCUGAAUGCCAUGCUCCACUCCAAUUCAAGGAGCUGUGAGGGGCUUUUCUACAAACUCCCUGGGCGCAUCAGCCUUUUCACCCUCAAGAAAGAUGCUGUGCCAUGGUCCCGGAACCUGUCUGCCCCGGAAGGAGAAGAGCUGGAUGAUGCUGCUGAUGCUGAAAGCAGUGGCUCCAACGAAGCAAGCACUGUGAGCGGCGAUAAUGACAUAUCUCUAGAUGAAACCUCAUCAAGCGCCUCUUGUUCCACUGAGCCUCAGAGCAAGAAUGUACCUCCUGUCCGGGAGAGCCAUAGAGCAGCUUCACAGGCAAGCAAACAGAAGAAAAAGACAGGAGUGAUGCUUCCUCGGGUAGUUUUGACUCCUCUGAAAGUAAAUGGUGCUCAUAUGGAAACUUCUUCAGGGUUCACAGGGAGACAAGUUGGUGGUGAAAGCAGCAGCAGCAGCAGCAGCAGCUCCUCUGCCCUGAGUGGCAACACUGCUAUACGCAGCAGGACAGAAAUCGGCAGGGACCCUCCACAGCUGAUCCGAGGAUUCCGGAAACCCACAAGUGGACAAAUGAAGAGGAACCGAGGCGAUGAUGUAGACUUUGAGACGCCUGGCUCCAUUCUCGUCAACACAAACCUGCGAGCGCUGAUAAAUUCCAGGACCUUCAAUGUUUUGCCCCUGCACUUCCAGCAGCAGCUCCUUCUCCUUCUCCCUGAAGUGGACAGGCAGGCUGGGACGGAUGGGCUGAUGCGGCUUAGUGGGAGCGCUCUGAAUAAUGAGUUCUUCACCCACGCUGCCCAGAGCUGGAGAGAGAGGCUGGCUGAUGGGGAGUUUACUCAUGAAAUGCAGGUUCGUAUAAGACAAGAAAUGGAGAAGGAAAAGAAAACAGAACAGUGGAAGGAGAAGUUUUUUGAGGACUACUAUGGGCAAAAGCUGGGCUUGACUUGUGAGGAGCCUCAGCAAGAAAAAGCAGUUCCAGUCAACAGAGAGACCAGGGCUGCCUCAGCCUCCCAAGAGGAACCUCCAAGGGUGCAGCGUGGCCCUGUCACCCGGCAGCGAGACAGACACUUGAAGAAGUGUGCCCUCCGGUGCAGAACCCGGGCGAGCCUGAGCAAACUGUGCGAGGCAGAGCAUGUGGAGGCUGCCAAAGAGCCACCGUCCCCAGAGCCGAAGUCCCCCAGUCAGAGGGACGCGAAGCCAGAAGUGGACUUGUGUGAAAGGAGCCGGGUGUCUCCAAAACCGGAGAUUCCGCCUGAGGCAACCAGGAUCCAGAGCAAGGUGGAAGAUGUGGUGUCGGCAGCCACGGCGUUGGGGAGAAUCCCCAGCCUGCCCCAGGAGCCACAAGACCAGGAGUCCAAGGAGCAGAAGAGAAAGUGCUUUGAGCAGGCUGCCUCUGCCUCCUUCCCCGAGAAGAAGCCCCGGCUUGAAGAUCGUCAGUCCUUUCGUAACACAAUUGAAAGUGUUCACUCAGAAAAGCCACAGCCCACCAAAGAGGAACCCAAAGUCCCACCCAUCCGGAUUCAACUUUCCCGCAUCAAACCCCCCUGGGUGGUUAAAGGUCAGCCAGCCUACCAGAUAUGUCCUAGGAUUAUCCCCAAUACAGAACCCUCCAGCCAAGACAGAAACGGGGACUCAGCCUCUGCUGACUUUAAGGCCUGUGCUGUGCAAGGCAGGAUCCAGCGAGAGGCUGCUUCUCCUGCCACCGCCAUUGGAGGUGGGGGUGGGCCGGGAGGAGGUGGAAGGAACACGGAUGAAGGCGGUGGUGGUGGUGGCAGCGGCGGCUGCAGGAUCCGGCAGUCCAGUCACCGCCCCAAAUACUGGAGAUCGAAGAGAACUCGUGGGAAGUGCAGGUCAGAUUUACAGCGAGCACAGCUACUGUCGUUUUCACACCUAGAAGAGGAGACCGGCUUUGAGCUGGCCAAAGCGAACUCUUGCGUGCAAAAGGCCUCUUCCCCACAGGCUGAGGGAGAUGUUGCGUUUGGGCAGGCCUCCAGCCUGACUUCACUUCGGUCUGAAGGUGCUACCCAGCUUGCAGAAGCUUCCGGGAGCAGCUGCUUUGGAGGCGCUGUGGCCGAGCCGUCUCUUGGUCACAUAGCCACGGAGACGCCAGUGGGCAGCUCUGGGCAGCUCCCAAGUGAUAUAAGUAGUGAACAGCCUCCAGGUGCUGCUUCCCAAGAGGGAUGUGGUAGGAAGGAAGGAAGUGAAUUUUCUCCAAGCAGCAAACAAAGCCGUUCUCCAGUGGCUCUCUUCAAAGGUGCAAGUAGAACAGAAGGGCAUGAGCACAGCCACUGUUCCCCUCCAAAUUGUGCCUCUAUUCUGAAAGAAACCACCUCUGGCACUUCUAGCCGUACCAUUGGUCUGGAGAGCAAACUGGAAAGGGGGCUAGAUAUGACAUCUGGCCCAAACAUAGAGGAGCAUAUCCCUAAUCCAGAGAACUCCAGCAUUGUCGGGACAGAGGAACUCUCCUCACAGUUCCACAUGGCCCCAAGCCAGCUGGCCCCACAGCGGCACAAAAGAGAAACGCCAAGCGGGCUACACAACUCCAGCAAGGAUGAAGCUUCUCUGUCGAAGCCAUUGCUGCUGUCUGAAGACUUAAAGGCUUCCCACAGCAGUUGCCUUCCCCCGUGGGAGGUGUUGCUGAGGACAGGAGUGGAGACAGGCGGACAGCAGGCGAAGGCCAAGCCAAGCACCAGCUCCUCCAGUGACGAGGAAACCAGGAGCAUUCUGAGUGAGACAACGGAGACGGCAUCUGACUUGGAAGCUGAGCUGACGGACGAGAGUGCAGAGUUGGGGCAGGACUACAGCAAAGCUACCGAGAAAGGGGCUGAUCCUGACAGGGGCCACCAGGAGGAAUAUAACAGGAUCAAAUCAGAAAGUUUGGUUAGAACUGACACUUCCUUGUGCAGGGAGGGCUUGCCGUCAGAAGCAGGGGCCACCAACACCUGUCAGCCGCAGGCAUCUCGUCUGCAGGAAGCUUGUGAAUCUUCCCUCCAUGUUGAUGCAGAAGGCCAGGAAAGACCUCUGGUGGUGGAGACCCCCAAGCCUCUGUCUAUAGAAGCAAGCAACCCUCUGGUGGUUCAGUUGCUCAAGGGGCGACUGCCUCUCAAAACAGUUCUUCCAGGGGCUCAUAGCAGCCCUAACAUAGUAGCUGCAGCCUCCUCUCUGAACAAAGUUUGCUCUUUCCCAAUGGAGAGGCAGUGCAAGAGUUCCCUUUCCCAAAAGCCCUCUAGGGAUGAGGGGUUGGACACAAGUGGCAAAGUCGGCAAUGGAUACUGUGCACCGAGGUUUCCGAGGGACUUCCCCAAGAGGCAGUGCACUUCUGGCCCAACACCUUUGCCUAUGGAGAGGGUAGAGAAGGGACCAGAGAAAAGCUCAGGCUCUCCAGAUCAAGCAGUGGGUACUUCCCAGGAACCUGAUAAGCUGGGCCUGGGAGGAGCAACAUUCUCUUCCUGCACUUACAAAAAUCGAAAAGAUUCCUCUGCUGCUGUCUCUGCAGAAUCUGUUGCCCCUGGGAACCCAGAAGAGAAGCUGAAAGCAACCGGCACAACCUCUCUGGGUCCAGAUCAACCAAGAGGAGGAGCUCUUGGGAAGAAGGUCUUUGGCUCUGGCUUCCCCUGCAGUGCAGCCUCCAGAGCCCAGCACCCCAGAAUCCUGGAACCCUCCCCCAUCCUGGGCAUGCUUUCACACAGUAAGCCACUGCCGCCCCCCAAGAGUGCCACGCUUGGACAUGGCGUGCAAGUCACAAGGGAAGACUGGCCUCCGAAGCAGCGUGCGCAUGUUGGAGGAGGUGGUGGCAGAGGAGUGGAGAACAAGAAGGUCCUGCCAUGCUCUGGCCCAGCCAAGAGGAACGUGGAGAAGAGGAAGGAGGCCCCUCCAAGUCCUGUGGAGCUGCUGGAGCACCUGCAAAGUAGCCCUCUUGUUGGGAACUUGCCCUUUUUCAAGUGGCCAAGGGAACUGGGGAAGGGACUUGCCCAACCCCUGGAGCCUUCCUCCAUCCCUUCCCAGCUCAACAUCAAGCAGGCAUUUUACGGGAAGCUUUCAAAGCUGCAGCUGAAUUCUGCUGGCUUUAAUUACGCCUCCAACGUGCCAGGCUUCCCCAAGAGCCUUGCAGGAAGUAUGAUGCAGCUAAGCCACAAAGCGAACUUUGCCGCGUCCCGUGGCAUGUCCCUCUCUGCACAGAUGUUUGCCGAUAGCGGCAGCAUGGAAGAGAUUUCACUCAAGUGUUCAUGCAGCCUUAAAGCCAUGAUCAUGUGCAAAGGCUGUGGGGCGUUUUGUCAUGACGACUGUAUUGGCCCCUCCAAGCUUUGUGUGUUGUGCCUUGUGGUAAGAUGAUGAAUUACGGCCCUGGAAGGGAGGGGGGAGCUGUAUAUUUCGUGUGUCUGUUUUGAUAACGAGGAUUCUGGAAUCUGUACACAAAAUAUUCUGGUCAUAAUAGAGGCAAAUGUUAGCACUGUAUAUUUGAUUUUCCUGCUAGGAUUGGACCAUCCCAUUUCUGCAGGGUUCCCUGCCCCCACCCACAAGAAUUGCUGAACAUUCUGCUUGCUUAAUGCCUUCCUUGGCACUGGUGAUUAGUGUUCCUUGAGCCCUUUGAGGAGGGAGGGUUUGCUCCAUGGGAACUGGAGCCAGCACCAUCCUUUUUCUUUCUUUUUUUAGCGGCUGGGUUAAGUAGACCCUGCUUGGCAGGGGGAGCAGAAUUCAGUCUUCCAUUCUCCCUUCCUGCAACCUCCCUGGCUUGGGUUGGGGGGGAGAGGUGGUUGUUUUUCUAGAUCCUUCCACUUAGAGAGAGCAGGAAAUAAAUGGUUGUGGGCUUCAGGGCUGGACUGCAGGGCGAGGGUCACCACUGAGAUGGUGAGUGUGGUGUCAUCUUCCGUAUUGUGUGCAGCUGUGUCAGGGCGCAGGCUUUGGCUGUCAUUGUCUUCUGUCGCAGGCAGCCUCUGCGCCAGAGGAAUUGUAACCACCAAGGGAAAGUGGGGCUGGGUGUGAUCUUUAUACUUUCUAAGCAGUCUCUCAUACUUUUUGUUCUUGGGUGUAAAAAGUGAAAUGUUUGGCUCCUAUAUGUACCCUCUAUGCAUCUGUUGGAUCAUGUAUUUAUAUGUUGUACACAGUACUGGGCAAUUCUGUAAAUUGAUGUUAAUGUACAUAAAAUGGUUUUUUAAAAUUCCUUUAUUUUUCAGGCUGCAGCAGUAUUGCAUUAAAGUGGUGUUGGUUACUAAUUGCUGUCCAUAGUUGGAGCUGCUGUGUUCUGUCCUGCCUCACGCCUGCAACGGCUUCUCCUGCUCUUUGAGCGAGAGGUGCAGCGUUUGUUUCAGGUCUCGCUCAGCUGCUCUGGCUCCCGAGUUGUGCUUCUCACUGCCCCUCUUGUAACUCUAGAGGGAGCUGGAGGCAAGCGCUUAGGUGGCACGUUUAGCUGGUGGGAACAGGCAAGCCGGCGCGCCUCGCCACCUUGGGGUACCCUGCGUUGGCUGCAAUGGGCUUCCCUCUUAAGGGGCGAGGGAGGAAGCAAAGACUCCAUUUUCAUUAGAGCAAAUGGAUAGUGAAGGUCAGUCAUCUUCCUCUUCUCCUUUAGCUCCUACCUACCUCUUCCUUGACCGGACUCCUCUUUUUCAUUAAUUGUAGCCCUCCCCGCUCAAAAGCUAUAGAAGUGUAAAACCUGGACCUCGUUUUCCAGAAAGGUUUACUCUUAAAUCAAUGUAGCAGCUUUUUAGUUGGAAACAUGGAAAUGAGAGAGGUUAAAAGAAUUACGGUAUUAAAGGCAACUAAGCUGAUGGUCUAAAACCUGCUUACCAAAGAUGGGGAGGGCAGAGUUGGGGCCCCUCACUCUGCACCCCCCCGGGGCCACUGUAGUGUACAGACUGAUGCUGGUCUGGUGGGGAGGGGGAGUCCUCUCUGAUGACCCCUGGUGUUGUAUGUCCCUUGUGGUAUUGGAAAAAAAAUAAA
Messenger RNA from Zootoca vivipara (common lizard), 9212 nucleotides. Lineage: Eukaryota; Metazoa; Chordata; Lepidosauria; Squamata; Lacertidae. The record is from RefSeq and is a predicted model, not a curated record.